This is a messenger RNA of Aspergillus welwitschiae, 633 nucleotides long. Its product is annotated as phosphotransferase family protein. NCBI's taxonomy places the organism in Eukaryota, Fungi, Ascomycota, Eurotiomycetes, Eurotiales, Aspergillaceae. The record is from RefSeq and is a predicted model, not a curated record. The coding region runs from base 1 to 633 and encodes 210 amino acids. The transcript is spliced from 4 exons.
AUGCCCACCGAAAUAACCGUGACCCCAUCCGAGAUCGAAUUCCUCGAAACACUACAAGAAUCCAAGAACUCCGUAGUAUUCAAAGUCACCUUCCAGGGGAAACCAUGCGUCCUCAAAGUACAGCAGUACCACGACCGCGGCCCAUCAGAAUUCGACCCACCAGACCGCGAAGUCAACCUCUUCGUCGCUCAAUCAACAGCAUACCAACGCCUGAAAUCAAAAGAAUUCUGCAAUCGAGGCGUCAUCCCUGACUCCUACGGGAUUAUCAGAAACAUUCAACCGGCUCUUUGGCCAGGAUUCGGCAUGUUUCUCGGUUUAUCAAACUAUUGGGAGCGACGUAUGGCUGAAUUUCGUCGGAUUCUUGAUGAUAUUCACGAGGCGAAUGUCCUGCAUGGUGACCCGAUGCCUCGGAAUAUGAUGGUUUCGGUAUCGGGGGAUGAGGAAAGGGUGCUGUGGGUGGAUUUUGAUUCUGCGCAAACGUUUCCAGAGGAUGGGAGUCAUCCGAGACAGAAGGUGUGGGUGGAGGGAGAGGAUGAACUUGUGGAUUGUUUUAUGGUGGCUUUGGGUGAGGAUUAUCGAGAUGGAAAGCUGAGUCGGACAGUCUCUUAUUACUAUGAUUGUUUUCCGAUUUGA